AUGAAAAGUGACAGAGAAUUGAAGUCGUUAAGAUCAUCAACGUCUUCCCUCCACCCGGAGGAAUUCCACCACCGAUCCGUCGUUCGCAGUGCCUCCACCACAUUCCACCGCCUCAGCAGGACCGGCCGCAGCGGCAUCUCCAACUUCCUCCGAUCGUUCCUCUCAAUUUUCACCUUCCCCUCCAUUCUUCUCCCAACAUGCCGAUGGCUCAGCAUUCCCACCCCACUCUCCAUCACCCCCUCGCUCGGGCGGAAGGUCACUGGAACUCUCUUCGGCCACCGCCGCGGCCACGUCAGCUUCGCCGUUCAGGACGACCCCCGAUCCGAACCCGUUUUGCUGAUAGAACUCGCGGUCUCGACCGCGACCCUCGUGAAGGAAAUGUCAUCCGGGCUGCUAAGGAUCGCCUUGGAGUGCGAGAAGGCGCAUCCGCCGCGGGUCAGGCUGUUCAGAGAGCCGGCGUGGACGAUGUACUGCAACGGCAGGCAGUGCGGCUACGCGCAGUCGAGAGCGUGUACUGAGUCGGACUGGCACGUGCUGAGCACUGUUCAAAGCGUCUCCGUUGGGGCCGGGGUGAUUCCGGUGGUGGACGACGGCCGGAAAGGCAGCGCGUCGGAAGGUGAGUUGCUCUAUAUGAGGGCCCGAUUCGAGCGAGUUGUGGGGAACCGUGACUCGGAAGCAUUCUACAUGUUGAACCCGGAUGGAAAUGGAGGGCCGGAACUCAGUAUUUUCUUGCUUAGAAUUUGAUCAUCAU
Messenger RNA from Sesamum indicum (sesame), 751 nucleotides. RefSeq names its product protein MIZU-KUSSEI 1-like. Lineage: Eukaryota; Viridiplantae; Streptophyta; Magnoliopsida; Lamiales; Pedaliaceae. The record is from RefSeq and is a predicted model, not a curated record. Gene Ontology annotation, biological process: hydrotropism.